UUGGAAGAACAUGAGAGAAACUGACAAAGAGAUUGCAACCCACCAAUUAAAGUGUAUUUCCAAGAUAAAGAUGUUUCUGUUGGCAUUGAUGUGUGCAUAUGUCUCCAAAACAUUGUCUGGAUCUUUUCUAAAUUCCAUCCUUACACAGCUAGAGAGACAAUUUAAUCUCUCAACAACUCUGGUUGGACUUAUAAAUGGAAGUUUUGAAAUUGGGAAUCUUUUGCUGAUGGUAUUUGUGAGUUACUUUGGAACAAAAAUGCAUAGACCUAUGUUGAUCGCUAUGGGGUGCAUGACUAUGGGCAUUGGAUGCUUUUUGCAGUCAUUACCUCAUUUCUUAAUGGAUCCAUAUGAAUAUGAGACAACAGUUUCAAAGACAUCCAACUCUUCUUCAAACGAUUUCCUGUGCAUGAGAAAGGAAACUCAGACUUUCACACCAACAGAAGAUCCAUCAGAGUGUACAAAUGAAGUCAAAUCAUCAAUGUGGCUAUAUGUACUAGUAGGAAAUAUAAUACGUGGAAUGGGUGAAACUCCUAUCAAACCUUUGGGUAUUUCUUAUAUAGAAGACUUUGCCAAAACUGAAAAUUCUCCUUUAUAUAUUGGGUGCUUAGAAACAGGAGCUAUCAUUGGUCCUUUGAUCGGCUUUUUGUUAGGAUCAUUCUGUGUGAAAAUGUAUGUAGAUGUUGGAUCUGUGAAUACAGAUGAGCUGGUCAUAACUCCUGCUGAUACACGGUGGGUUGGUGCAUGGUGGCUCGGUUUAUUGGUAUGUGCAGGAGUAAAUGUUCUUUCUGGAGUUCCGUUUCUCUUCUUGCCCAAAUCUCUUCCAAAGGUAGGAUUAGAAACUAAUAUGAAUAUUAUAGAAGAAGAUAAGAGAAAUGAAACCAAAGCAGAAAAGAGAGACAUCACUAUAGAUUUCUUACCAUUAAUGAAAAGUCUUUUUUGCAAUCGAAUUUAUGUAUUAUUCUUGGUCACAAGUAUAUUGCAGUUCAAUGCUUUUGUCAUUAUGUUCUCUUUCCUGCCUAAAUAUAUGGAACAGCAAUAUGGCAUAUCUGCCUCAGAGGCAAUCUUCCUAAUGGGCAUUUAUAACUUGCCUCCAGUAUGCUUUGGAUAUUUAGCUGGUGGUUUCAUUAUGAAGAAGUUCAAGAUAAAUAUGAAACAAGCUGCUUAUACAGCAUUUUGCAUAUCUUUAUUCGACUACUUUUUGAACAUGUUAUGCUUUUUAACAGUUUGUGAUAAUUCUCCAAUUUCUGGCCUAACUGUCUCCUAUGAAGGAACACAACAGAAUGUGUAUAUGGAAAAAAAUGUACUGGCUGACUGCAAUAUUGACUGUAAUUGCCAAGAUAAAAUAUGGGAUCCUGUGUGUGGAGAUAAUAAUUUUUCCUAUAUGUCAGCUUGUCUUGCUGGUUGUGAAGAAUACUUUGGAACAGGAGUGAAUAUGGGCUUCCAAAAUUGCAGUUGCAUUAAAUCUUCAAGAAAUGCUUCAGCCUCUCUGGGACUAUGUGGUAGUACACCAGCCUGCUCUCUAAUGCUACAGUACUUUCUAAUAUUGUCAGCACUCAGCAGUUUCAUUUAUUCUUUAGCAGCAAUACCUGGAUACAUGGUUUUUCUAAGGAGCCUCAAGCCCAAAGAGAAAGCUCUUGGUGUGGGUCUACACAUGUUAUGCACAAGGAUACUUGCUGGAAUUCCAGCUCCCAUUUACUUUGGAGUUUUAAUAGAUUACACAUGUUUGCACUGGGGAACUUUGCGGUGUGGGAAGUCAGGAGCCUGCAGGAUAUAUGAUUCCAUCAACUUCAGAACUAUCUAUCUUGGAUUGUCAGCCAUCUUAAGAGGAGUGAGUUAUGUCCCAGCCUCGCUCAUCGUAUUUAUUUUGAGAAAGCAGUUUCAGCCAGAUGAAAGCAAUACUACAAUGAUGGAGGUGGUCAUUAAAAGGAAGGAAACUGAAGACAAAGAAAUAAAAAUACAAACUAUAUAUUUGAAAGAAAAUGAAAUACAAACAAAAUUAUAAUAUUUAGCUAGAUAUUAUUUCUCAGAAUGGGAAAAACACUGCACAAUUUAUUUACUAUCAAAAUUGAUUAUAAUUUUGUCCUCAUUUAGUGAUAAUACAUAUUGAUGCUUUUCUUUUCAAAAUGUUUUAUUAAUUUUUUUAUUUUAAAUCACAGUCUUUUGUAGAAAUACACCCUCCAACCCAGCUGGAAAUGGAGCUGUCUCUUGUAUUAACAAAAUGCCCAAAAAAUAAAGCAACGACCAAAUCUGAUAUACACAAUUUACCUUCAUAGUCCCUCUCUUCUCUGUUGAGAGGAGGAUAUGUUUCAUUAUCUGU
Trichosurus vulpecula (common brushtail) is the source of this 2317-nucleotide messenger RNA. It is a transcript of the gene SLCO1A2, whose product is annotated as solute carrier organic anion transporter family member 1A2. Bases 11 to 2002 code for a protein of 663 amino acids. Gene Ontology annotation, molecular function: bile acid transmembrane transporter activity; protein binding. The transcript has 14 exons. Gene Ontology annotation, cellular component: membrane. The record is from RefSeq and is a predicted model, not a curated record. Gene Ontology annotation, biological process: sodium-independent organic anion transport; transmembrane transport; bile acid and bile salt transport. NCBI's taxonomy places the organism in Eukaryota, Metazoa, Chordata, Mammalia, Diprotodontia, Phalangeridae.